AUGGGGUUGUGGCUAGUUGGAUUUGGUUUGGUGCUUGUUCUUGCAGUUGGCAUGUCUGAUGCACAAUGGCGAGGAAGAUCGGUGCAAACUCAGAAACCUCGUACAUUUAGGCCUCGGUCACAAAUGCAAGUUCCUCAGAAGAGUGAAACCAGGAUGCCUCAGUUUCCACAGACCAACAACCCCAUGCUUGUGCCACAGAGAUUUCCUUCUCAGUUUUCAAUGCAGUCUCCUGGUAUGGUUGGUGGAAAGCCUAGUCAAGAUCCUGUUGGUGUUCAGUCUAAACAGCUUUUGCAGGGUCUGAUGGGAAAACUGACAUGGACCUUUCCAAGCCUGCCAGAAGAACCGAUACAGCCAGAGAUUCCUUUUGAACUGCGGGACCCUAUUUCUCCCAACAGUGUAGGGGCUCAGUGCCGUGAGAACUCUGUGUAUGUGGAAGUGAUGGAGGACUUCUUUGGGACUGGAAAAAAGCUAAUGGCUUCUGGAUUUGCAAUGGGAGGCUGUGGACCAAUAGGGGAGGACGAUAAUGCUGAAGUGCUCAUCUUUGAGUCUGAACUGCAUGGAUGUGGCAGCAUUUUAACGGUGACCGAAGACUCGCUUGUUUAUACCUUCACCCUGGUCUACAGUCCCAAAGAGGUUUCAGAUGAUGUUCCUAUUUUCAGGAGUAGUGGUGCUGCUGUCAGUAUUGCUUGUCACUAUCCAAGACUGCAUAAUGUGAGCAGCAAUGCCCUGGUGCCUGCUUGGGUACCAUAUGCAGCUACUAAGGUUGCAGAAGAGCGCUUGGUUUUCUCCCUCAAGCUUAUGACUGAUGAGUGGCAGUUUGAGAGACCUUCAAACCAGUAUUUCCUGGGUGACAUUGUGAAUAUUGAGGCCUCUGUGAAGACCUACAACCAUGUACCUGUCCGUGUGUUUGUGGACAGUUGCGUGGCCACUGCAUCCCCUGAUGUGAACUCUGCCCCCAGAUACUCAUUCAUUGACAAUAAUGGGUGCCUGGUUGACACGAAGUUCACUGGCUCGAACUCCCGCUACCUCCCUCGAACUCAGAUUGAUAAGCUGCAGUUUCAGCUGGAGGCUUUCAGGUUUCAUCAAGUGAACAGUGGUCUGGUCUACAUCACUUGCAUUUUGAAGGCUGUUCCUGUAGCCACCCCAACAAAUCCUGCUCAGAAGGCUUGCUCGUUCUCUCCUAAUGGGUGGGUGUCUGUAGAUGAAUCGGAUCAGGUGUGUGGCUGCUGUGACUCAACCUGUAGCAGCACUAGUGCAAGUGAUUCAGAUCUACGUUGGGAGCAAGCAUCUGUUGGUCCCCUCAAUGUUAAGGAAUUUGGCUUCGGUCGACUGUAAUUUGAAAUGGCUGUGAGGCCAAGUGAUGAAUAAACUGUUCUUAAUUAUA
Triplophysa dalaica is the source of this 1384-nucleotide messenger RNA. RefSeq names its product zona pellucida sperm-binding protein 3-like. The transcript has 8 exons. Gene Ontology annotation, molecular function: acrosin binding. Gene Ontology annotation, biological process: positive regulation of acrosome reaction; egg coat formation; binding of sperm to zona pellucida. Lineage: Eukaryota; Metazoa; Chordata; Actinopteri; Cypriniformes; Nemacheilidae. Gene Ontology annotation, cellular component: extracellular matrix. The record is from RefSeq and is a predicted model, not a curated record. The coding region runs from base 1 to 1335 and encodes 444 amino acids.